UCGGUUCUUCCAGUGGAAAGUGUUGCUGUUGAAAUCUCUCUGGAGCUUCGGGCUUUCGCUCUGUCAGUCCGCCGAAGGAGUUUGCGCGUCGCAGCCGCAGGACCUCCGCCUUGACCCGCAGAGAUGACGGAGCUGAGGCACCGCGGAGCCAAAGACGGCGAGCCGCCGCUCCAGCAGCAGCCGUCAGAGGACAAGGGCUCAGACAGCGAGCUGAAGGUGGAAAAAGACGGCGUGUCGGACACUGAAACCAAGGCGGACUCGGGCGUCCCAGAGGUGCCGGUCCCUGCCGAUGACACCCCCGAAGUUCUGAACAAAGCCUUGUCUGGACUCUCAUCAAGAUGGAAGAACUGGUGGGUGCGGGGGAUCCUCACACUAGCCAUGAUCUCCUUCUUCUUCUUCAUCAUCUACCUGGGCCCAAUGGUGCUUAUGAUGAUUGUCCUCUGUGUUCAGAUCAAGUGCUUCCAAGAGAUCAUCACCAUCGGCUACAGUGUGUACCACUCGUACCACCUGCCCUGGUUCAGGACGCUGAGCUGGUACUUCCUCCUGUGUGUCAACUACUUCUUCUACGGCGAGACGGUGACGGAUUACUUCUUCACGCUGGUGCAGAGAGAAGAGCCGCUCCGCAUCCUCAGCAAAUACCACCGCUUCAUCUCCUUCGCCCUCUACCUCACAGGUUUCUGCAUGUUCGUGCUGAGUCUGGUGAAGAAACAUUACCGCCUGCAGUUCUACAUGUUCGGUUGGACUCAUGUGACCCUCCUGAUCGUGGUGACUCAGUCUCACCUCAUCAUUCACAACCUGUUUGAGGGGAUGAUCUGGUUCAUCGUUCCCAUUUCCUGUGUGAUCUGUAACGAUAUCAUGGCCUACAUGUUCGGUUUCUUCUUUGGCCGAACUCCUCUCAUUAAGCUCUCCCCUAAGAAGACGUGGGAAGGUUUCAUUGGCGGAUUCUUUUCGACUAUUGUGUUUGGCAUCAUACUGUCCUACUUCAUGGCCGGCUACCGCUACUUCGUGUGUCCGGUGGAGUUCAACAACGACUCCAACAGCUUCCAGGUGGACUGUGAGCCGUCGGACCUCUUUCAGCUGCAGGACUACGCUCUGCCCAGCGUGCUGGAGUCCGUCACCGGCUGGACCACGGUGCGUCUGUACCCCUUCCAAAUCCACAGCAUCGCUCUCUCCUCCUUCGCCUCCAUCGUCGGACCCUUCGGGGGCUUCUUCGCCAGCGGCUUCAAGAGGGCGUUCAAGAUCAAGGACUUUGCCAACACGAUCCCGGGUCACGGAGGCAUCAUGGACCGGUUCGACUGCCAGUACCUCAUGGCCACCUUCGUCAACGUCUACAUCGCCAGCUUCAUCAGGGGGCCGAACCCCAGCAAGGUGAUCCAGCAGCUGCUGGCCCUGCGCGCCGACCAGCAGCUCCACAUCUUCAACUCCCUGAAGGCCCACCUGGUGGAGAAAGGCCUGCUGCCGGCGCUGGAGGAGGCCGCCGCCUAGAGGCCAGCUCGGGGACGGCGGGAGGGGAGGGGGGACCGACGGAACGCCCCGCCCCGCCUCGCCUCGCCCCGCCUCGCUCUAGCCAGAACACAUCCACCGUUACGAGGAGAAAAGCAGAAACAUGGCCGCCUUCGGCCGCUCCGGUUCGCCCGGGUGUGUGUUCAUGUUCCCGACGUCGGUGUGUCGGAUUACUGUAGCGUCACACAUUUCCAUCGUCUGUCGAUCAACACUGUCCGCCUGUUGUUCCGCUGUACAUUUCCUCCUGGCAGCAGGAUUCUAUAUACCCAGUAAUGUGCUUUUUUGGUUGGAUGCACUGAUCUCAGCCCUGUUACUGUACUGUUACGUCACCUCCACCACCCCACUCACACACACACACACA
Molecule: messenger RNA, 1864 nt
Organism: Salarias fasciatus (jewelled blenny)
Lineage: Eukaryota; Metazoa; Chordata; Actinopteri; Blenniiformes; Blenniidae
Gene: cds2
Product: CDP-diacylglycerol synthase (phosphatidate cytidylyltransferase) 2
Exons: 13
Coding region: 124-1485 (453 amino acids)
Cellular component (GO): endoplasmic reticulum membrane
Molecular function (GO): phosphatidate cytidylyltransferase activity
Source: RefSeq, a predicted model, not a curated record